AUGACCCGCAGAUUUUUCAUCUACGAAAACCGAAAAAGUACCGCUUGCUGCUGCUGCAAAAAAGGCACCGUCAGCCUCCGCUGUGUUCUCGAACGCUCGGCCAACGUCUGCAAAGAAAGCGUAAAGCUAAAAGCGACAAUCGACAAUCAAAGCGAAGUGGAAGAGUGUUGCGAGUUCGUCAUCGACCGAGGAGUCCUGGGCGUGAGCAAGGACCUGAAGCACCACGUCUUCGAAUACAGAGGGAGCAACGUCAAGCUGCACUCUCGUAGCAAAUGGGACGGUUCCAAUAGCCUUGUUUUACCUCCGAUGCCUACAACACUUGUUGGAAUUUGUAGAUUAGUACAAAUCUAUUAUGUGCUUUCAGUAAGUCUAGACAGUGAUAAAGACGUAGACGUUGCCCAAGUCAAUUUCCCGAUUACUAUAGCGAUUGUACCUUUGUGGAUACCGAACACGAACACCUCACCUACAAUACGAUACGAACAUGCGUGUUCCCACGUCGAAGGCGGUCAAUACAUCGGACCAGAAUUCCUCCUCGGACAAGUCUACGAUGGAAAUGAACACCACAUUAGGGAGCCUAUUGUACUGUACAAACCUUUAUAUGUAACAGUAGAUAAGUCUGAAACAAACUGA
This is a messenger RNA of Zophobas morio, 630 nucleotides long. RefSeq lists its product as uncharacterized. The transcript has 5 exons. The record is from RefSeq and is a predicted model, not a curated record. Lineage: Eukaryota; Metazoa; Arthropoda; Insecta; Coleoptera; Tenebrionidae. Bases 1 to 630 code for a protein of 209 amino acids.